Molecule: messenger RNA, 1130 nt
Organism: Scaptodrosophila lebanonensis
Lineage: Eukaryota; Metazoa; Arthropoda; Insecta; Diptera; Drosophilidae
Product: nucleosome assembly protein 1-like 1
Exons: 2
Coding region: 72-1130 (352 amino acids)
Biological process (GO): nucleosome assembly
Cellular component (GO): nucleus; chromatin
Molecular function (GO): histone binding; chromatin binding
Source: RefSeq, a predicted model, not a curated record
GUUUGUGUGUUACUUUUGCGUUCUGUUAUAUUCUGCUUAACUGUUGAAAUAAAUAAGCAGCUAUUUCCACAAUGAGUGCAAACAAGAAUAAGGAGCACGUUUUCGAAGUGGAUAAAGAGGCGGUCAAACAAGUAUUCGACGUCAUGCCUACUCUGUACCGACGGUUGUACAUCAAUGAAAAAAUCAGCUUCUUGCCGAUUGCUGUUCAAAAUAAAAUUGUAGCUCUGAAAAAUUUGCAGUACAAGCAAAUCGAAGUGGAGGCAGAAUUCUAUAACGAUUUGCAACAGUUAGAACUACAAUUUGAGAAACAAUUCAAGGCAUUGUAUGAUGAGCGUUCUAAAAUUAUAAACGGCCUCAUUAAAGUCCCCAAGACGACUCCCAAUUGGAUUGAGUCUGGUGAUAAGAAAAUUGGCAAGCAACUUCUCGAACGCUUUGAUAUGGAGAGUUUCGCCAAGAUUUUAAAAAAGUUCAAUAGUGUUCCCAAAAAGUGUAAGGGCAUUCCCGGAUUCUGGUCGACUGUACUCAGAAUUACGAUUCCGGAAUUUAUUCAAAAACAUGAUGAGCCAGUCCUAAAAAAACUUACAGACAUCUCUAUUCACUAUGAUGCUGACAGAUCGUUUACAAUUCAAUUCCAUUUUGACAAGAACAGCUUUUUCCCAAAUGCGAUUCUUACAAAGAAAUAUUUCCAGACUGUUACUGUGGAUGAGGAUUAUCCGUUCUAUUACGAAGGGCCGGUAAUCUACAAAUCUGAAGGGUCUGUUAUUCAGUGGAAUGCUAACAAGAACUUGACUAUAAAGACCAUUGUCAAGAAGAAGAAAAAACAAAUAACUUCAAUAGUCGUUCGUCGAGCGUCUUUCUUUGACUUCUUUAACAGCAAGGAGGAAUUCAAACACAUUAAUAGUAGUCUGGCAGUCGACUUUAUAAUUGGGGAUUUCUUUCGGACCCAUAUCGUUCCAAAAGCAAUUCUUUUCUACACAGGAGAACUUGUCGAAAAGUGGGACGAUUCUGAUGAUAAUGAUAUUGAUAUGGGAAUGAUGCCGACCGAAGAUGAAGGCGCUGUUGGAGUUCAGGCCGAAAAAUCAAAUACCUCAAAGAAGAAGCCAAAUCCAAAUCCACGUACUAAGAAGUGA